UGCCGUUGUUGUUUUCACCCCCAGCGCACACACAAAAAAAAAAUACAAACAAAACAGCUGGCCUCCGGGAAGGCGAAAUUACACCCCCACGCUGCUGCUGCUGCUGCAAAAAAAAUCACGCUACUCGAUAAACGUCGCGGCCUCUUUCCUCGUUUCAACCCGAUAGGCGGUCAUAAUAAUAAAUAGCGAGGUGGAUUAAUAUCUGACAUUUGCACAGCGACGCUGCUGCGUAGAAAGAAAGGGGAGUUGUUUAAAAGAAGGGAAAAAAAACGCUCUGCUCGGCUGCGCUAGUAUGUUGCAUGCUGUAUAAUUUUAAUUUAGCAAGGGGAAAAAGCAAAUAAAUAUUUAGCAAUGCCUGGGAUGAUGGAGAAGGGGUCGGAGUAUUUGGGAAAAGGACGGUCAAACGGGACGAAAAGCCCCUCUAACGCCUCGAAUGGACAUUUUUCUGACGAGAGCGCCAGCGACGACGAGCACGAUGUGGGGAUGCGAGUGGGAACGGAGUAUCAAGCGAGUAUUCCCGAUUUCGAUCCUGGUGCUACGAAGUACAGUGAUAAAGACAGCGGCGGCAUGUUGGUCUGGUCUCCAUACCAUGCGAUAGCGGAUACGAAAUUGGAUGAGUACAUUGCCAUUGCCAAGGAAAAACACGGCUACAAUGUCGAGCAGGCGCUGGGCAUGCUGUUUUGGCACAAGCACAAUAUCGAGAAGUCGCUUGCUGACCUUCCGAACUUCACACCCUUUCCUGAUGAGUGGACUGUGGAAGACAAAGUGCUGUUUGAACAAGCCUUCAGUUUUCAUGGGAAAAGCUUUCACAGGAUUCAGCAAAUGCUACCAGAUAAAUCCAUUUCUAGUUUGGUAAAGUACUACUAUUCUUGGAAAAAAACUCGUUCCAGGACCAGCCUGAUGGAUCGCCAGGCGAGAAAACUGGCAAACAGGAACAAUCAAGAUGAAAGUGACGAAGAGAUGGAAGAAGCCAAUCCUAACGAAGGAAAUGACAGCGAUUAUGACCCAACUAAGGAGGCUAAAAAAGAGAGUCACUCCGAGCCGCCCACCCAGCCCAGCAAGAUUGGGUUGGGCCGGCGGGAGCACCAGAACCUGCAACACCGACACCACUCCCAGAGGUCCAAGUGCCGCCCGCCCAAAGGCAUGUACCUGACUCAGGACGACGUGGUGGCCGUUUCCUGCAGCCCGAGCGCAGCCAACACGAUCCUGCGGCAACUGGACAUGGAGCUGGUGUCUCUGAAAAGACAGGUUCAAAAUGCUAAACAAGUUAACAGUGGUCUAAAACAGAAGCUGGAAGCAGGUAUUGAUGACUGCAGGCUUCCUGAGGUAAAUAACAAAGGUUGAUGAUUCAGAUUGUAAAAAGCAGUGAACAUGAACCCUGAUAUAGUGCAAUUUAUGGAAGUUAUUUAAUUUUGUGCUUUGUAUGCAAGUAAUUUUCUGUUUUCAUAUUUUAAGACACAUCUGUCAAACUGUACUAAGCUCAUUUAUUUCCCCCCAAGAUGAAUACUUGUGAAUGAGGUAAAAAAAAAUGUUUCUCAUGCAUGCUUGUGUUUUAUGAGGCUAGAACUGAAUUUCCUCUGGAAUAAAGAUAUAGGGUAAU
Lepisosteus oculatus (spotted gar) is the source of this 1600-nucleotide messenger RNA. Lineage: Eukaryota; Metazoa; Chordata; Actinopteri; Semionotiformes; Lepisosteidae. The record is from RefSeq and is a predicted model, not a curated record.